UUUUUCAAAUUACAAUAUACCUAAGCUUUCAGCCAAACAUAGUCUCUCAGAGACAACGCCACACCUAGUUUGACAUCACAACAGGUGUAACACCUGUCCCCUAGCCGCUCUUUGCCGGCGUCUCGGGCCCGGUAAACAAUCGCGGGCAGUACUCGGCCGGCCGUCGCGAGCGCCGCGCGUUCCUGCCACCGCUGACAGCUGUCAAACAUGACAGUUACUUUUUUUACAACCACAAAUAAGUGCAAAGGUUUUUAAUCGAGUGCCGUGUAUUGUGUUGUGCCGCAAUAUGUGUCGGUGACAAGUGACAGUGUAUAGUGUCAAUAGUGCGUGUCAACGUUAAAGUGUCAACUGUCAACAAUUAUUGAAAGUACGAAUAGAUUGUGCAGUUGUAAAUAAUAGCAUUGGCUUAGUGACGUUAACAACAAUAAAAGAGGUGUCAAAAUCCCCGCGUUGUAACUUUUAACUGUCAGUGUCAAAAACAACAAAACUUGUUACACCUCGCGUAGUAUCUUUUUCACCGAAUCUCCCGAUCUGAAUCUCUCACCGAAUCACCGAAACCGUAGUGUCGUUACUGCAGUAACUAGUGUCAUUAACAACAAAAUUUGCCACCUCGCGUAGUGUCGUUGUUGCUAUAUACUUAUAAUCACUAGUGUCAACAACAACAAAACUAGUUAUACAUCGCGUAGUGUCUUUGGCAUCGCUUGCAACUAGUAUUAACAAAACUAGCACCGAUCGUCAGUGUUGUGUUUAGUGUGGUACUGAACUAUGACGUAAGCAUGUACCGUCCCAACUUCUACGAGAGCACCUGCUUCAGGUGCAACGAAAUAGUCUACCAGGUGGACCGCGUGGGCCCGCUGAAGGACUUUACCUUCUUCCACAGCGGCUGCUUCAAGUGCGCGGUAUGCGGGACCAAACUGACAUUGAAGACAUACUACAACAACCAACACUACACUGAAGACAAGGAGGUGUACUGCUCGUCCCACGUGCCCAAGAUCGGCCCCGGCCACCUCGACCACUCGGCGGUGGGCAUCCGCAGCGCGCUCAACGUGCCGCGCAGCAACAACUACGUCAACGAACAGAUUAGAGGACAUAACAGGAGCAGCCAUGAGACUGAACUGUCCCCAACCCGCGCGACGAACGGGAACAGCGUGCAAGCGUCCCCGGCACGCGAGCUGUCCCGGGACACACCUGACUACCAGUACGGGCGGUUCGACGCCAGCGCCCUGCACAUUGCACACGCGCUGAAGCAGACGGAACUCCAGAAGGCGUACCAUCGGCCGAGGGAGAAACCCAUUGAUUGUUAUUUGGAUCGAGAUGAACAGACCAAAUUAGAAAUGAAACAUCGACAGGAAGAAGAUGACUUGUACAGAAAAUUCUCCAAACACAGAGAAGAAGAGAACAGAAGGAUACGAGAUGAAAUACAGGACGAAUGGGAAAGAGAGUUAGAAAGGUUAACUAGCAGGUUCCAGCAGGAGAUACAGGUUAAGAAGAGAAGGCCAGAAGCAGAGAUUGGGGCACUCACUCUCCGUCAUCAACAGGAGAGAGCGGACUUGGAGAAGAACAUGACCCUCAGGAGAGAUAAAAAGAAGGAGAGUUUGACGAGGAAGAUGUUGGAACAUGAAAGGGCAGCCACAGCGGCGUUAGUGGAGAAACAGAGUCACGAGAUGAUGGAGCUGAUCCAGGAGAGGAGGUCGGAGUACAUGGCAGCCUCCUCGCUGUACCUGGACGGGGAGGAGGCGCCGCCCUACCCCGCCAGAGCGCCGCCCCCGCAGCCGCCGCUGGUCUCCAAGUUCCACAUAUACACGGACCCGGCCGAGUUCACGGAUGUGGAUAAAAUCGCAAUUUCUGUAGCUCAAGAAGACCAAAAAACCUUCACAGACCUAGUCCGGCAGCUAGUAGGGCGUUGUGCGAGCGACGUGGAGAAAGCCAGGACGAUAUUCCGAUGGAUAACCGUCAAGAACCUCAACAACAUACAGUUUGAUGACAACUUGCGAGGGGAUUCACCGCUAGGUCUGUUGAGAGGCAUCAAACACGGAACGGAGAGUUACCAUGUGCUGUUCAAGAGGUUGUGCAGCUACGCCGGUCUUCACUGCGUGGUGAUCAAAGGCUACAGCAAGUCUGCGGGCUACCAGCCGGGUGUCAGAUUUGAAGACAACCGGUUCCGGAACUCGUGGAACGCGGUGUACGUGGCCGGGGCCUGGCGCUUCGUGCAGUGCAACUGGGGCGCCCGCCAUCUUGUCAACGCCAAGGACGCGCCCAAACCCGGGAACAGGGGGAAGAGUGAUAGCUUGAGAUACGAAUACGACGACCACUACUUCCUGACCGACCCGCGCGAGUUCAUCUACGAGUUCUACCCGCUGCAGCCGGACUGGCAGCUGCUGAAGACGCCCAUCACGCUGCAUGACUUCGAGGAGCUGCCCUUCGUCCGGUCCCUGUUCUUCCGCUACGGGCUAUACUUCAGCGAUCCCAAUACUAAAGCUGUUAUGUAUACGGACUCAACGGGUGCGGCGACUAUGCGCAUAGCCAUGCCGGCACACAUGCAGAGCUCGCUGAUCUUCCACUACAACCUCAAGUUCUACGACACCGAGGGCGACGGCUUCGACGGCGUCAGCCUCAAGAGAUUCGUCAUGCAGUCUGUGGUGGGCAACGUGGUGUCAUUCCGCGUGCAUGCUCCCUGCUCGGGCGCGUUCCUGCUGGACAUAUUCGCGAACGCGGUCACGCCGCGCGAGUACCUCACCGGCGAGCCCAUGAAGUUCAAGAGCGUUUGUAAAUUCAAGAUCUGCUGCGCGGAGCUCCAGACAGUGAUGGUGCCGCUGCCGGACUGCGCGAGCGGCGAGUGGGGGCCCACUAAGGCCACCAGGCUCUUCGGCCUCGUACCCAUCACGCAUCAGGACGCGCUAGUAUUCGCGGGUCGGGAGCUGGAACUGCAGUUCCGCAUGUCGCGACCGCUCGCCGACUUCAUGGCGACGCUGCACAAGAACGGCGUGGACGAGAAGCGGCUGUCGAAGCUGGUGCAGCAGAGCGUCCAGGACGAUAUCGUGUCCUUCUAUAUUACGUUCCCGGAGGAGGGUCAAUACGGUCUGGACAUCUACACUCGCGAGCGCGGCGGCCCCACGGCGGUGCACGUCAACGGUGGCACGGAGAAGGAGAAGCACCUGCUCACACACUGCUGCAAGUACCUCAUCAACAGCAGCAAGCGGAACUGAGGGUCUUAACGCCUCUAGUCCACCGACGCUGCGAAACGCGAAACAACUGUGAAACACUAAUAGAGCGAGAUGCAAUAUAAUGCAUUGUCGUGUGGCGGAUGAGACAGUAUA
Molecule: messenger RNA, 3317 nt
Organism: Aricia agestis (brown argus)
Lineage: Eukaryota; Metazoa; Arthropoda; Insecta; Lepidoptera; Lycaenidae
Gene: Hil
Product: hillarin
Exons: 15
Coding region: 777-3206 (809 amino acids)
Source: RefSeq, a predicted model, not a curated record